This is a messenger RNA of Labrus mixtus (cuckoo wrasse), 2430 nucleotides long. RefSeq names its product ferredoxin-fold anticodon binding domain containing 1 (gene fdxacb1). Gene Ontology annotation, biological process: rRNA base methylation. Lineage: Eukaryota; Metazoa; Chordata; Actinopteri; Labriformes; Labridae. The coding region runs from base 295 to 2238 and encodes 647 amino acids. Gene Ontology annotation, molecular function: rRNA (uridine-N3-)-methyltransferase activity. Gene Ontology annotation, cellular component: cytoplasm. The transcript has 5 exons. The record is from RefSeq and is a predicted model, not a curated record.
UGCAACACCGCGUUCAACUCAAGCUGCUGCAGGCUGCUACAGGUAUCGUUCGGCUUUGAGGUACUGCAGCGCUGAGGAGAAGGUCAACUGUUUUGUUUUUUUCUACAUUUCAGUGAAGCUCAUCUUUUGUUCAUUUCACUGAGCUUGUUUUAAACACAGUUUAUCAGGGUUACUGGCUAAAAUAUUACAUUUUACUACCCUCAUGUUACGCGCGUCUUGUUCUGUCGCAUGUAGGAGCAGAUUUUAAGGGAACUCUUCAGGGAAUUAAGGAAUUUUGUUUCCCCCAUUGCCAACAUGAGUCCUUCACGGUCUGUGCUGCUGGUGGGAGAAGGGAACUUCUCCUUUUCUGCCUCUGUGAGCCAGUUGUACAGGGAAACAGAAAGCGUGACAGCCACUUGCCUGCAGCGUCGGGAGGAGGCACUGCGGCACGAAGGAGCUGCCGCUAACAUCCAGAUGAUCAAGGACUCAGGAGGAACCGUGCUUUUCGAAGUGGACUGCACAAAGCUGGGGCAGUGCGCCUCUCUCCGGGGACGUUUGUUUGACCGAGUAGUUUUUAACUUCCCUCACUGUGGGAGGAAGAGUGGGGUCAAAAAGAACAGAGAACUUAUCAAAAACUUCUUCCUCAGUUGUGUUCAGGUCUUAGCUGAAGACGGGGAGAUUCAUGUUUCCUUGUGUAACGGGCAGGGGGGGACACCAGCAGACCACCCGAAGCGGGAGUGGCACAACAGCUGGCAGGUGGCUGCCAUGGCAGCAGAGGCACAGCUGAUCCUCAACGACGUCCGUCCUUUUGAGAGUGGGAACUACCAGAGCUACAAGUGCACUGGAUACAGGAGCCAGGAUAAGGGCUUUCAUGUGGAGAAAGGUUUAGUCCACGUGUUCACUCGCAGCCUCCCCUACACCUCUGCUCAGAUAUUUACAGUGGAGGAGGUGGUUGAAGGGGAGAAAGUCCAGUACAACAUACCGGCUGAGCUCAGUGAUUACAUCUUCAGGGGAUUUCUCUGCUCAGGUUCUGUCCACCCGGUCAAGUUGGUGCAAGAUUAUAUUCUCAAAGGCCUCACAGAGAAGUGGUCAGUCUCCAUGACAACAGAGAUAAUUCCCUUCCUCCUCACGGCCAAACAGCUGCAGGCGAGUUGCUGUGACAUCGACAGUACCCACUGCUACUGGAUCAGCCUUGUUCAGAAGGACCUCAACUCGGGUGCUGAAAUCUCCACAGACGAAGAAAGAGAUUUGGUCUUGCACGGUCAGGGACAGAUAGACACGCGGGAUGUUUCUUCACCAACGCUUGUUACCUCGAAUGAAGUGGACAAGGUGAGGAGCGAAGGAGCUGAGAGCUUAAGGUCGGCAUGCUCUCUUGAUGUCGACCCUGAUGAGGAGAAUGGGCUUUUUCUUCUGCGCCCAUCCCUGCUGCCUCGGAUGGAAGAGCUUCUGACUAAAAAAGAAGAGUGGAUUAAUGUGGGGAGUCGUGUUGAGAAUGAAGGAAGUUAUAGAAGUGUUGAAGGACACGAGAAAGAGGAGCCCUCUGGGGGCAAUAAUGGUGUCACCACCUUUUUAUAUGGCGUUAGUGGAUUGGUGUUCAAGAGCAUGCACAUUAACCUCUGGGGUCUGCCUGCCUUUCAUGAGCUUCUCAUUAGAGGCACUUUCCCCUCAGACGUUGAGCCAAUGAGAUUCAUUGGACAAAGGCUGGAAACGCUGCUCGCUCCUUACGGGGUGUCUCUCAUCGAAGAAAAGGGAGGUCUGCGUCUGACGGCAGCACCAAUGGGUUUGUUAGGAAGGGUGUCUGAAAGCAGUGCAAGGGUCAACAUAAGCCAUAUCAACAUCACUCUGUCCUUAAAUUUGGAUCUCCUAGCUGUGCUCCUCUUCUCACUUCCUGAUUGGCGGAUCCUAUGGUCACAUGAUCCUCGCUUUUCAAAACAGUUUUCGCUCCGCCCUUCACCAGGAGAACCCUUUCAGCCAUUCUCCCUGUUCCCUGAGCACUUCGCCUUUGACAUCAGCUUCUGGACAGCACCCACCUGGGAGGAAAGGAAGUUUCACGCCGUGGUCCGAGAGGCCAGUCGAGGGACUGUGGAGCAGGUUCAACUUAUCGACACAUUCUCGCAUCCUGACCUGAGUCAGACCAGUUGCUGCUACAGACUCGUCUACCGCUCACACACACAUGCUCUGUCACACACACGAGCACUCCAGUUUCAUCAGACGCUGGAGUCCUUACUCGCCUCUCAGUUGCAAGUCACAAUCAGGUAGCCACAUUUGAAUCUCAAGGAGAAACAGAGCUUGAGUCCUUGUAUGUUUGUUACAGCAACAAAAAGUGUGAAGUGAAUAAUCUGUAAAACUUUAUGUGAAGAGUUUUACAGUAGUUGAGGCAUUGUUUUCUGCUCAUGGAUUUGAAAUGUAUAAAAUAAACCAGUAAUUUAACAUAACAAGUGUGUGGUUAUA